Messenger RNA from Toxotes jaculatrix (banded archerfish), 1617 nucleotides. RefSeq names its product potassium voltage-gated channel, subfamily G, member 2 (gene kcng2). Gene Ontology annotation, molecular function: voltage-gated potassium channel activity. Lineage: Eukaryota; Metazoa; Chordata; Actinopteri; Toxotidae. Gene Ontology annotation, biological process: protein homooligomerization; potassium ion transmembrane transport. The transcript has 2 exons. The record is from RefSeq and is a predicted model, not a curated record. The coding region runs from base 1 to 1617 and encodes 538 amino acids. Gene Ontology annotation, cellular component: membrane; voltage-gated potassium channel complex.
AUGUACCAGGAGGUAGCUUUCCUAGCGGGCAGCACUGAGCACCAGUUCACCACCUUCCACUUCAACCGUGUAGAGAACCCACAGGAGGUCACCUCCAAGAAAGGUCUGUUCUACAAGCGAGCGCAGCUCCUGCUCCACCCUCAGCCCCGCCAACAGGAUGGGGAUGAGAUUGGCCUGGCUGAUGGGGCAGCCAUUAUCAAUGUGGGGGGCAUCAAGUACCGCAUCCCCUGGUCAACGCUGGAGGAGUUUCCCUUAUCAAGGCUGGGCAAGCUGCGCAGCUGCAGCAACGAGGCCGAGAUCAUGGACGUGUGUGAUGACUACGACGGCAGCCGCAAUGAGUAUUUCUUUGACAGAAGUCCCUCGGCUUUCCGCACCAUUGUCACUUUCUUGGCGGCGGGGAAGCUGCGGCUUCUGAGGGAGAUGUGCGCCAUGUCCUUCCAGGAGGAACUGAUGUACUGGGGGGUGGAGGAGAACAACCUGGACUGGUGCUGCCUCAGGAAGCUGCGGCUCAGGCAGGAGGAGUACAAGGAGCAGCAGAGGCUGGAAGAGGAGGAGGCCGAGCUCACGUCGCCGCAGUCCUGCGAGGAGAGCCAGCAGCCUCCUGGUGCGGGGGCACAGGAGGAGACUCAUGUGGGGAGCUGCAUGCGGAGACUGAGGGACAUGGUGGAGAACCCCCACUCCGGCCUACCGGGGAAGAUCUUCGCCUGUCUGUCGGUGUUAUUCGUAGCCAUCACUGCCGUGACGCUGUGCGUCAGCACCAUGCCUGACAUCAGAGAGGAGGAAGAGAGGGGUGAGUGCUCCCAGAGGUGCCAUAACAUCUUCGUGCUGGAGACAGUGUGCGUUGCCUGGUUCUCCCUGGAGUUCCUGCUGCGAUUCAUCCAGACGCAGAGCAAAUGUAUGUUUCUGCGUACUCCUCUAAACGUCAUCGACGUCGUGGCCAUCCUCCCCUACUACAUCACCCUCAUCGUGGACUCUCUGUCGGUGGGAGGAAAACCUGUGGGCUCAGGGAACAACUACCUGGAGAAGGUGGGGUUAGUCCUCCGAGUCCUGCGAGCUCUACGGAUCUUUUACGUGAUGAGGUUGGCCCGGCAUUCCUUAGGCUUGCAGACGCUUGGUCUGACAGUGAGGAGGUGUACACGUGAGUUCGGCCUGUUGCUGCUCUUCCUGUGUGUGGCCAUGGCCCUCUUCUCCCCACUGGUGUUCCUGGCUGAGAGCGAAAUGGGCGCCAAGCAGGAGUUUACCAGCAUUCCCGGGAGCUACUGGUGGGCAGUCAUCUCCAUGACCACAGUGGGCUAUGGAGACAUGGUGCCAAGAAGCAUCCCUGGCCAGGUGGUGGCACUCAGCAGCAUCCUGAGCGGCAUCCUCCUCAUGGCCUUCCCUGUGACGUCCAUCUUUCACACCUUCUCUCGCUCCUACGUGGAGCUGAAGGAGGAGCAGAGCCGGGCGCUGAGGCAGAAGCCGGACUCGCAGGACAGCACCAAGUCCCAGAACAGCGAGGACUCUCAGGAGACGGACAGUUACCACGGCAUCACAGAGGCCACAGCCUCAACAGUGCAGAGGAGAAAGUCACUGGCUGCUCAGAGGGCUGCUGAGAUCAGAGCGUCCAUGCAAACUUAG